This is a messenger RNA of Mus musculus (house mouse), 1065 nucleotides long. RefSeq names its product sin3 associated polypeptide (gene Sap25). Gene Ontology annotation, biological process: regulation of DNA-templated transcription. The transcript has 5 exons. Bases 164 to 949 code for a protein of 261 amino acids. The record is from RefSeq and is marked validated. Gene Ontology annotation, cellular component: cytoplasm; nucleus. NCBI's taxonomy places the organism in Eukaryota, Metazoa, Chordata, Mammalia, Rodentia, Muridae.
CCUCCCCACCGGCACUGGUCACGGAGAGGCCUUGAGCUCUGGAGAGGAAACCAUGAAGGAGCAAGAAACGCCUGUGCAGGACAGGUGAGGGCUUGGUGGGGGCCACUAGGAGGCGUUGUGGGCGCUUUCCAAAACUGAAAAUCUACGAGAUCGGGACUGGGAAAUGGGUAUAUUGUUGGUCCUGCGACUAACUCAGGUCAGCAUUAGGAAGGGAGGUGAGUGGGGAAGCCUGCCCUUCCCUUCACACAGCUCACAGCCCCAGGCCCUCAGCCCAUCUGAGCCAGGAAGAAAGCAGCUGCCGCCUUCCAGGCACCUGGCUACUGAGCCGACUGCAGAAGCCCCAGUACGUCUUUCUCCCCGGGUGACCUCCCAGGUCACCCCCUCAAGGAUGUCUCCACUGCCACUUCGGGAUCCCAGCCACCAGGCUAAUGCAGGACCUCGGCUGGUGGAGCCCAGCUGUGGGCCAGGGGUAUCUUUGUCUAACAGGACACUGUGCCAUCCUUCCUGGCCGAUGUAUGAUAACUGGGGCAGGAGCCCAACCACCUCAGAACGCCCAGAGGAAGAGCAGGUGGUGUCUAAGGAUACAGGGGUCCCGGUGAGAAACUAUGAAGAUGUCUUUCUCUUGGAUCCUCUGCUACCAUGUGGGCAGCGUGUUCCCCUAAUCCUGACCAAGCCCCCUCAGCAGGCAAUGGACUCCAGGAAGCUGCUGCUCCCACCGCCCAUCAUGUCGCCCUCUGUGCAUCCGUCCUCAUCCCAGGCCUGCUCCUCCACCUGGCUCAGCGAGGCAGAGAUGAUCGCCCUUGCUGGUCUGCUGCAGAUGAGCCAGGGAGAGCAGACACCCAACUGCGUGGCAAGCUCUCUGCCUUCCACCAGCUGCCCAGACCCUGUCUCUGUCUCUGAAGACCCAGGUCCCAGUGGUGACCAGAGCUGUUCUGGGACUGACACAUGAACCACAUAGUACCCCAAUAACCACAGUCCAUAGUGUACCCUGCCCCCCACUCCUCCACGGGUGCUUUCUUCUCCCCCAAGCUGUUUUGUUGACAAUAAAUCAGAGUUUGCAAACCA